Messenger RNA from Gregarina niphandrodes, 2130 nucleotides. RefSeq lists its product as hypothetical. Lineage: Eukaryota; Apicomplexa; Conoidasida; Eugregarinorida; Gregarinidae. The record is from RefSeq and is a predicted model, not a curated record. Bases 1 to 2130 code for a protein of 709 amino acids. The transcript is spliced from 2 exons.
AUGACUGAUAGCGAUCAAGACGACCUAUUGGAUNUAAAUGACAUAAAUGAAACAGUGGUCGUGAAGCAUACAGGCAGUAACAAGGAGACCCUGACUUUCUAUUUUAAUGAUGUGUAUUGUUGUAAAGUGCCGGUGUCUAUGAUUCCGUUGGAGGUACUGGAAGGUAGCAAUCGGUUAUCUGAGGCAAUAAAUCGGCAAGAGGAGUUGUCAUCUCCUACGAGCAGUGAUGAUAGGGUUUGCAAGAUUUACUCGUCACUAACGGAGGAGCACUUUGUGCUGUUAUUGGAGUAUUUAACGGGUUACAAUCAGGCUCGAUUUAAUACGGGUGUGUUCUCGCUGGUGAUGUGUCGGGAGUACGCCAAAUUGAUUGAAGCGUUGCUUCACUGGCAGGUCACACUCAAGGAAGGCACACUGCCGAAUCGGCCAAUGUGUUUGCAUACGGCAAAGUACCUAUACACACCCAAGGGCUGGAUCUUACCUAACUUCAACUUGGUACAAUUGCGCUGGGUCGUGGACAGCAAGAUUUACUCUUGCAAAACACCGCUAGCUAACUACUCGCCCUCCAAAACCUCCCACGAGCCCUCCCUAGGUCUCGCCGCUCAAGCUCUCGCUGCGGUUGGUCGCGAGAACGUAACCGACUCCAACAGCGGCGGUGGCAACAGCGGCGGUGGUAAUAAUGGCGGUGGUAAUAGUGGCGGCAACAACGGUGCUGGCGUGCUGAACGGCGGCAAUGGCGGCACUCUACACUGGGUCCCUGUACACCCGUUCGAAUGGGUCAGUGGUCCCUCACCAAACAAUAGCCACUAUCGCGCUAUGUUGCGGGAAGUCGUGUACGUGCGACAGGGCGGUGAGGACGAGGUUGUGGCGCACCCCGAGGCGCCGGUCGACUUGGUAUUGUCGACAGAGCAUGGACGCACAGCCGUGCACUUGACCAUGCCCAUUCUCUUCGAUGCCUUUCCCCGAGAUGCGGUCGCCGCACCCCAUUGUCAACACGUUGGCGGUUGCACACACACUCUGGGUCGGAAUCGCAUUAGGGGGGAACAUUUAUCCGACCACUUAGGGGGAGGGGGUAAGGACCACCUGGGGGGUAAGGACCACCUGGGGGGUAAGGACCACCUGGGGGGUAAGGACCACCUGGGGGGUAAGGACCACCUGGGGGGUAAGGAGAACGGGUUGUUGGAUGGCAUGAAGCGGCUGGGCUCCAGCAUCUCGCGCAAGAAGGCCUUAUCUUCCGCCUCCGCUGGCGCCGGUCCCGACUUCUCCGAACAUCCCUUCGACUUCGACCCGUCGGGCACCCAGCUCUACCCCGACCAGCUGUACCCUGACCAUGGUGACCCCGACCGUCCUGGCCGCCCUCCCUCCUUCUCCCGGGAAGUAUCUGCCGUCGCACACGCGGGAGACGCGUUCGCUGCUUCCCCCAAGAGCUACUCGCCCAGACUCUCGCUGCCGCGCCAAUCGGUGCCGCGCCAAUCGCUCGAACCCAUCGCGACCGGAGAUGCCAAGAACACAGCAGAAGCAAGACACGCGGCAGACGCGCGACACGCCACUUUCAAGAGUGAAGAUGACUAUCAAACCGCAGUGGCCGGCUCUGGGCUAGCCGGCUCCGAACUCGGGUCCGGGUCCGCGGUGGGAACGUCUACGACGCACAUUUGUUACUACUAUUUGCUACCAUUUGAGUUGACGGGUCUCAACAGUCAGGCCGGGUUCCCGCUUUGUUACUUUGUGAAAUCCGAGCGAAAGGUUUCAUCGUCUUCUUCGUCGGUGGCAAUAGGGCCGAUGCACAAGCGGAGUAGCUAUUCGUUUAACGAUUCGGGUCGCGAGAACAAUGGGCGCGAAAACAGUGGGCGUGAAGAGGGUGGUUGUCGAGAGGGGGAGGUUCCAAGUUGGCGGUUUUCGAUCGAGUUGUCGAGCACGGUGGCCAUGUCUGUACGUUCAGACGGGUUGAAAGAGGAGCCGUACACGUUUAAUGAAGUGUUGAUGGACUCUCCGGCUUCGUUUGUGUGUCCGAUGUGCUCGGCGAGCACGAGCGGCCUUCCUGGUUCCGGUCCAAAAACUCGAUCUGUUCUCCAAAGAAGCAUUAUCGGUUAUGGAGUUGCCUGCAUCCAGAGCCGUCGCUGGUGCCUGUUUUGA